CUGUGUAAAAUUUCUGAAACUGCUGUUGGGUUUGUUGAAUUCUGGACGCCUAGAGCCAAAACGAAAACAGGUUGCAAGUUAAUCCUUAGCCUCUGAAAUCAUUCUACUCUCAGCGAUUAUAUUAGCAGGAAAGUGUUCUUGCCAACUUCAACUGUUUAAUUGUCAUAAAUUGAAGCAACAGCAGAGACCUGUCUCGUUAGCCAAUCAAAAUGCCCGGACCGAGUUUCAAAGGAAUGGACGAGUCCGACAUGGAGCUGUAUCUCGUCAGGAAUGUCGAGAUCGGACAGUCGGGCGCAGACGUCAAGGGAAAAGUGUGGGUUCCUGACAGGAAGGAAGGUUACGUUAUGGCCGAUGUCGUAAAGCAGGAUGACGAAAGUUGCACUGUCACCUUGCCCAGCAUGGAGGAGAAGACGUUCAAGAAGGACGACGUCGGUCUGGUGAACCCCCCGAAGUUCGAGAAGUGGGAGGACAUGAGUUCGUUGACCUACUUGAAUGAGGCCAGCAUCCUCUACAAUCUCAAGUGCAGAUACGUCGAGUUCCUCAUCUACACCUACUCUGGUCUGUUUUGCGUGGCUAUCAACCCGUACAAGCGACUGCCCAUCUACGGGCACAGGUGUGUGAACUACUACAAGGGCAAGAGGAGGACCGAGGUCCCCCCUCACGUGUUCGCCAUCUCUGACAACGCAUACACUGACAUGAUGAUGGAGAAGCAAAACCAGUCGAUCUUGAUCACCGGUGAAUCUGGUGCGGGUAAAACCGAGAACACCAAAAAGGUCAUCUCGUACUUCGCCCUGCUCGGCUCAGAUCCGACUGCAAAGAAGACCGACUCUAAGCCGUCGCUGGAGGACCAAAUUGUGCAAACGAACCCUGUGCUGGAGUCGUUCGGAAAUGCCAAGACCGUUAGAAACGACAACUCGUCUCGAUUCGGAAAGUUCAUCCGAAUUCACUUUUCAAGUGUGGGCAAACUGUCUGGUGCUGACAUUGAGCACUACCUGCUGGAGAAGGCCAGAGUGACCAGCCAGAUGGAAGGCAUGGAGAGGUGUUACCACAUCUUCUACCAGAUCUUGUCGCCUGGUGUUCCGGGAUUGAAGGAGAAACUGAAGCUGAGUGGCAAUCCCGAGGACUACAAGUUCAUCCACGAUGGUCAAUAUGUGGUGAAAUCCAUCGAUGAUACCGAGGAGGCCCAGCUGACUGACGAGGCCUUCGACAUCCUGGGAUUCGAACCCAAAGAGAAGGAGGAACUCUACAAACUAUGCGCAGGUAUCUUGCACUUGGGCAACAUGAAGUUCAAGCAGAGACCCCGAGAGGAAAACGCCGAACCUGACGGCAAAGAUGACGCCGAAUUGGCAGCCGAACUGCUCGGAGUGAAGACGGACGAGCUCCUCAAGGGAUUCGUCAAGCCCCGAGUCAAGGUCGGAUCCGAAUACGUCACUAAAGGUCAAACUGUGGACCAGGUCGGAUAUGCCCAGAGUGCAAUGGGCAAGGCCAUCUUCGACAAGAUGUUCAAAUGGCUGAUCCUGCGUGUGAACAAGACCCUGGACACUGACUUGCCUCGACAGUGUUUCAUCGGAGUGCUUGACAUCGCUGGAUUCGAGAUCUUCGACCUGAACACGUUCGAGCAACUGUGCAUCAACUUCACGAAUGAGAAGCUGCAGCAGUUCUUCAACCACCACAUGUUCGUGCAGGAACAAGAGGAGUACAAGAAGGAGGGAAUCGUGUGGGAGUUCAUUGACUUCGGAAUGGACUUGGCUGAGACCAUCUUGCUCAUCGAGAAACCGAUGGGCAUCCUGUCCAUCCUGGAGGAAGAGUGCAUUGUGCCCAAGGCCAGUGACCAGACGUUCCUGAAGAAGCUGGAGGACAACCACAAUGGCAAGAGCAAGUCCUACGGCAAGCCCAAGGCAGGAUCCAAGACCAAGUUCCCCGUCCACUUCGAACUGCAUCACUACGCAGGCACUGUCGGAUACAACAUCACCAACUGGUUGGAGAAGAACAAGGAUCCAAUGAAUGACACUGUGGCUGAGCUGUUCGGCAAAUCGGACGUGAAACUCCUCGCCGCCAUCUUCAAGGUCGAGGAUGCCGACGCUGGAGGCGGCGGCGGUGGUGGCAAGGGCAAGAAGAAGAAGGGUGGCUCAGCCCAGACCAUCUCUGGAAACCACAAGGACCAGCUGAACAAAUUGAUGACGACUCUACACAGCACCCAGCCUCACUUCAUCCGUUGCAUUGUGCCGAAUGAGAGGAAGACGCCUGCUUUGGUGGAGCCCGACUUGGUCUUGCAUCAGCUGAGGUGCAACGGUGUCCUCGAGGGUAUCCGUAUCUGUCGAAAGGGAUUCCCCAAUCGGCUCCAGUACAACGACUUCAAACCUAGGUACAAGAUCUUGGCUGCUGCCGAAGUGACUGACGAGACUGACCCCAAAGACGGGUCCAAGACCAUCAUCGAUAAAAUCGAUCUAGACAAGAACCUCUACCGAUUCGGACACACCAAACUGUUCUUCAAGGCCGGUGUGCUGGGUAAUCUCGAGGAGAUGCGAGACGAGAAGGUGUCGACCAUCAUCACCAGCUUCCAGUGCUACAUCAGAGGCAAUGCGAUGAGGAAGAAGUUCAAGAAGAUGCUGGACCAGAGGAUUGGCCUGAUGGUGAUCCAGCGCAAUGUGAGGAAGUACCUGCAGCUGCGCAACUGGCUCUGGUUCAAGAUGUACUCCAAGGUCAAGCCACUGCUCUCUCUGGCCAAGGCGGACGAGGAGAUGAAGCAGAAGGAGGAGGAGGCCAAGGCCAUGAUGGAGAAGUUCGAGAGCAUCGAAAAGGCCAACAAGGAGUUCGAAGAAAAGAUUAACAAAUUGAGUCAAGAGAAAGCUGAUAUGACUGUGAAGUUGGAACAGUCUGAAACUAAGCUGGGCGAGGAGCAAGACAGGGCCGAUAAGUUGACCAAGCAGAAACAUGACCUGGACAACCAGGUGAAGGAUCUGCAGGAGAGACUGGAGGACGAGGAGAACACCAAUGCUGACGUCACCAACCAGAAGAGGAAACUAGAGGGUGAAGUUGCAGACCUGAAGACUGACAUUGCCCAGAUGGAGCAGAGACUGCACAAGACCAGUGACGAGGGCAAGAGCAAGGAGCACAUGAUCAACCAGAUCAAGGACGAAAAAAUGCAACUGGAUCAGGCUCUGUCCAAACUGCAACAUGCCAAGAAGGAUCUCGAGAACCAGCACCAGAAAACUCUGGAGGACCUGCAAUCUGAGGAGGACAAGGUCAACCACCUGCACAAGGUCAAGGUCAAGAUGGAAGGCCAGCUGGAGGAGACUGAAGACAAUCUGGAGAGAGAGAAGAAGGCGAGGAGUGACCUUGAGAAGGUGAGGAGGAAGUUGGAAGGAGACCUGAAGAUGGCCCAGGAGGCUAUUGAUGAACUGGACAGGAGCAAACACGAUCUGGAGGACCAAGUGCGCAAGCGCGAGUUUGAGAUCCAGAACCUGAACAGCAAAAUCCAGGACCUGGAGGGAGGCACCAACCAGCAAAGGAAGAAGGUCAAGGACCUAGAGAACCGAAUCGAGGAGCUCGAGGAAGAGAAUGAAUCCGAGCGACUCAACAGAGCCAAGGUGGAGAAACAGCGACAAGAGCUUGCACGUGAGUUGGAAGACCUCACCGACCGACUGGAUGAACAGGGCGGAGCGACAGCUGCCCAGAUUGAACUGAACAAAAAGAGGGAACAGGAACUGCUCAAGUUGAGACACGACAUUGAGGAGAUCCACAUCCAACACGAGACUAGUGUUGGACAACAGAGGAAGAAGCAACAGGAGCAGCUGGCCGAACUGCAGGCUCAGGUUGACAGUUUGCAGAAGAUGAAGGCUAAGUUGGAGAAAGAGCGAAACCAGUUCAAGAUGGAGGCUGAAGACCUGCAGAGCAACUUCGAAGUCCUCUCCAAGAACAAGCAAGCGGCGGACCGUAACAACCAGCAGCUGGACUCUCAGUUGUCUGACUUGAAGGCACAGCUGGAUGAGCAGAACAGGACUGUGAUGGAGAUUCAGUCUCAGAAGUCUAGACUGCAGACAGAGGUGUCCGAACUCACGAGACACAUCGAGGAACACGAGAGCAGCUUCUCGUCAACCAACCGAAUCAAGAUUACUCUGACAAACCAGUUGGAGGAGGCUAAGAGGUCGGCAGAGGAGGAGUCCCGAGCCAGAAGCUCCCUCCAGAUCCAGUUCAACAACGCCCAGAGAGAAAUCGACCAGCUCAGAGAACAGGUCGAGGACGAAGAGUCAUCCAAGGCCGACUUGCAACGACAGCUGCAGAAGGCCAUGAGCGAAGUGUCCGCCCUCAGAUCCAAGUACGAGUUGGAGGGUGCCGCACGAGUGGAGGAAUUGGAGGAGGCGAGGAAGAAGUUGAUCAUAAAACUGCAGGAGACAGAGGAGCACCUCGAGAGUCAGACUGCCAAGGCCAGCAACAUGGAGAAGAUCAAGAACAGGAUGCAGGCAGACCUAGAAGACGUCACCAUCGAACUGGAGAGGAUGCAGUCUUCGUAUGCCAAUGUGGAGAAGGCACAGAAGAAGUUCGACCAGGAGAUCGCCACCUGGAAGGGCAAGGUCGAGGAGUUGCAGAACGAACUCGACAACUCCCAGAAGGAGUGCAGGAACUACUCCACCGAACUGUUCAGAUUCAAAUCUUCGUACGAAGAAACCAUUGACACGAUUGAGGUACUGAAGCGAGAGAACAAGACCCUCACCACCGAGAUCUCAGACCUGUCUGACCAGUUGGGCGAGGGCGGCCGAAGUGUGCACGACAUCGAGAAGGCCAAACGACGACUGGAACAGGAGAAGGCCGAACUGCAGACUGCUCUGGAGGAAGCAGAACACACCAUUGAGAAUGAAGAGGCCAAGGUCAUGAGAGUUCAAGUUGAACUGAGUCAGCUGAAGGGCGACUUGGAGAAGAGAAUCAACGAGAAGGACGAGGAAUUCGAAACUGUCAGGAGACAAUACCAGAAGACGAUAGACACAAUCCAGGCCUCUCUGGAGCAGGAGACGAGGAGCAAGCAGGAGGUGUUGAAAGGGAGGAAGAAGCUGGAGGCAGACAUCAACGAGUACGAGGUGGCCCUGGAGAUCGCCAACAGGAACAACCAAGAGGGACAGAAACUAGUCAAGAAACUGCAGACCCAAGUCAAGGACCUGCAAACAUCUCUGGAAGAGGAGCAGCGAAACGUGGACGAGAUCCGAGAACAGUACAACAUGUCGGAACGAAGAGCCACCAUGCUCAGCAACGAAGUGCAGGAACUCCGAUCCGGAUACGAGCAGGCCGAGAGACUCCGAAGGUCGGCAGAGGGCGACGCAGCUGAUGCUUCUGAGAGAAUCACCGACUUGCAGAGCCAGAUGAAUGCUCUGAAUGCAGCCAAGAGGAAGCUGGAAGCAGACUUGCAGAACGCGAUGAGUGACGUUGAGGAUCUGACUCACGAAUUGAAGGCCGCUGAUGAACGAGCCAAGAAAUCGCAAAUGGAUGUGUCCAGACUGCAGGAGGAGUUGAGAAGCGAGCACGAGCACAGUCAGACUAUUGAGAGAAGGUGCAAGACUGUGGAACAGCAGUUCAAGGAACUCACCAUCCGAUUCGAAGACGGAGGAUCCUCGGACCCCAGACUGUCCAAGAAGAACGUGGAGAGACUUGAGAUUAGAAUCAGAGACCUCGAAGGCGAGAAGAAUAGCGAGAGCAUCAAGGCAACAGAGGCGAUUAAGCAGUUGAGGAAGGUGGAGAGAAGGAUGAAGGAGUUGGCAUUCGCUGCAGAAGAGGAGAAGAAGGAAAAGGACAAACAGAUCGAACUGUUGGACAGGAGCAACAAGAAACAUCUGCAGCUCAAGAAACAGAUCGAGGAUCUGGAAGAUGCCAACAACCAGGCUUUGGCCAGGCUGAGAAAAUUCCAACAUGAUGUUGAUGAAGCCGACGAGAGAGCCGAAAUGGCCGAGUCGCAACUGGCCAAACUGCGAGCCAAGAGCCGAGCCACAACUGGACCAUCUUCUGGCAGGAAAAAGUUGAUCGUGAUUGAGGAACAACAGUUGGUCACCACCACUGUUCCUCUCGUCCACCAGCAGUAACUCGCCAGCCAAUAGGAGCGCUACAUUUCUGGAUUUGCCAGUUCAACUGUCACUAUGGUAUCUUCGGAAACAACUUCAUCAUCGCGAAGAUCUCGAAACAAAACAUCAGCUGAUGAGUAAAAAAACAAGUAACUACAACAAUCAGGAUGACAAAAAACUCCUUGAGGGACUGACUGAAAGACUUUUGCUACUGUUUUGCUGCAACUAGAAUCAAAAUUUGUUCACAGUUGUUCUGAACAAACUCGAAAUCAGCGCUUUUAUUCAUUCACAAAAAACUAUUUAUUCACGGAAACUUCAUUUUCAACUAUUUAUUUACUACUACAUUACCUGCCCUGAUUUGCGCACUUAAUUGAUUAAUUAAUAAUAAUUUAUAACUGUUAUGUAAUAACAAAACCGCUGCUACUGCUGAGACACUUGAAAUAUUUAAAAUGCUGAGCUGGAAAUUUUAAAUUUUGAUACAUAGCUCUGGACUGACAGACCAUAUAAAUGACAUUUAGUAUUUUGAGAGACGAAAAACUAUUCGAAAAAUUACAGUUUGCUCUGAAAAGUAUUAACCACCAUUUUAUCAAUAGUUAUUAUACAUACCCAUUGCUUUAACCAUUAGUAUGCAGUGAAUAUUUGAUGAAAGCUAAUAAAAUGAUCAGAAACUUUUUUUGAAAAACCGAAGUUGACUUAUAAAACCAAACAUUAUUAGCUUUUGGGAAGCGAAUAUUAACAAAAGCGUGUUUUGAAAGAGUAAAUUUAAGAUGGAUAACUUUUGGUUGUGCUAUUGACGUAUUUAAAUGAUUGAUUUGGAUAUUUGAUGCAAAAUUGGGCUAAAAAUGCUACUACUACCAAUUAAACCUUGCUUUUUUUUCAAAACCGAGGUCUCCAGUAAUAUUAAAUGAAUUAUGUAUGCGGUGAAUAUCUAAUAACUUUCUAUUUAUUGCUUCAAUUCAAAUUAAAUACUUAUUACAAUUUAACCGUCUUCUUAAUUGACGCAAGAUUUAGGUGGCAUUUUUGGUCCAAGUUCUGAUAAAAAAUUGACAAAUUUUUAAAAAGAUGGAAUAUUGGAAGUGUAAAAAGCUGUUGUCUCCCCUUGCCUAAAUCCUCCCAUUCUCUCCCCAAUCAAUAUCCUUAGCAUGAUCUUAAUUGUAUCUUACUGUAUAUUUUACAUGAUUUACUUCUUUAACUUGUACUUAUACCAGCAUACUUAACUAAGAGACGCUUCCACUGAA
This is a messenger RNA of Symsagittifera roscoffensis, 7285 nucleotides long. RefSeq names its product myosin heavy chain, striated muscle-like. The record is from RefSeq and is a predicted model, not a curated record. The transcript has 38 exons. Gene Ontology annotation, cellular component: myosin II complex; myosin filament; cytoplasm. The coding region runs from base 210 to 6068 and encodes 1952 amino acids. Gene Ontology annotation, molecular function: ATP binding; microfilament motor activity; actin filament binding. NCBI's taxonomy places the organism in Eukaryota, Metazoa, Xenacoelomorpha, Acoela, Convolutidae.